Drosophila simulans is the source of this 7767-nucleotide messenger RNA. RefSeq names its product serine-rich adhesin for platelets. The record is from RefSeq and is a predicted model, not a curated record. Bases 646 to 3480 code for a protein of 944 amino acids. NCBI's taxonomy places the organism in Eukaryota, Metazoa, Arthropoda, Insecta, Diptera, Drosophilidae. The transcript is spliced from 4 exons.
UUCAGUUUCGCAGCCAGUCAGUUCGUUCGCGUUUUCCGUCGCAAAAGCCUGUGCGAAUCCAGUGUUUUUCCGGGCUUUAACGGUACAAUUCCCAAAAGUCGUAAGAAGUGAGAAAUGGCUGCGGCUUCCGAAAGUGUUUGAGAACAUUAAAAGCGUUUACGAGCAGCCCAAAAACUUUGGACUCGAAAGUGAUUUGUGAAAUACGUUAACUAAAUGAAAUCACUAGCAUUGAAUAGUGCCAAAAGAUACAUAUCGGAGUUUUGUUUACCUCUGGCACUGCGGCACUGAAUGGCUUUGACAUUGGCGCCACAUUUGCAUCCGGGCAGGUGUAAAUAUUCAUUUCUGUAGCUGGCAAAGUUGCUGCCUGCUUUUAGCAUAAUUAAGCGCAUCACCACGCCCCCGCCGCCGCCGACGCCGCCCCUGACAUUCGCAAAGGACUCGAGGUGGACAAAAAACUUGGCCAGAGCCUUGAAACUUUGAAGAGCAGCCGCCAGUCAAAGCAGCUUUAAGGUCCUGUUUUGUAUUUGCCCCUCACAUCCGUAGGAUCCGAAGGGCAGGCAAACUGCAUGGAUAUCCCACCAUGUAAGCAGCUGAUGUGGAGCAAAGCGGAGCGAUGAGGCGUCAAAAUCUGACCACCACUGCAGCAUGUCCUUGUCGGAACGGAAUACACCCAGCCAUGGGCAGGGAGCGGGGGCAGGAGGUGGGUCAGGGGGACUGGCGGGUGGAAUGCACCGCCAGCGACCGCCGGACGUGGAGGAGGCGCUCUCCUCCAUGCUCUGGACGCCCUAUGAGCGCACACCCCUGCCCAGCUCAUCGGAGGAGGAGGCCGAGGAGGAGGACGACGACGAGCGACUCAAUCGCCAGCUGCGUAAGUCGCACAGCAGCUACGAGGCAUCGGCCUUGAACCAGCCCCACCACGCCCACCUCCCGCUUUUCGCCCACCACCAGCAGGCGCUGGACAGCGGUUCCGCCCUGCUUCUGCCCCCCGUGCCUUCGUUUCCCCCGUUUAGUUUAAGCGCCUUCGACGCGGCCAUCGCCGGCUUCGAUCCCCUGGCCAAGGUGGGCUUCUCCGCCAGCGGUGUGGGUGGUCGGCGGAACCGCUACUCUUUCCCCGCCUACCAGGGAAGCCCCACCCGCACUUUAACUCAAUGGUGCUCCACGGCCGCUACUUCGAUCAAGGAGCCACCCUCCUACGACUCCCUGUACAACGCCUCCAGCUCGAAGAUUGGAGCUCCUCCUGCCACGUCUCUGAUCCUCAAGACCAGCGGGGAAGUGGGAGUGGCUCUCGAACCAUGUGAUAGAUCGCAACGAUCGCCAACGAAAGCAGCAGCAGAGGAUCAGAAUCCAGAUCAGGAAGGGGGUCACGAUCGGGAUCUGGAUGAGACUGAAUCCAAGGCUGCACCACUAACGGCUAAAGUUCCCGCUGGCUUGGGUCUACGGCGCUCCUUUACGGAUGACUACAUUUCGCAGAAUUGCGAUCCAUUCACGCCAGCAACUGCAACGCAGCACAACAGCAACACUGAGACAACGGCAACGGAAACACAAAGCCCAGCAACGAAUGCAAGAUCACAACAAAGCGAGGAAAACCCAGGCAGCAGCGCAGCGAAUUGCAUUAUCAAUGAACAGAGAGAUGAGGCAGCAACUGCAACAGCGACAUCAGCAGCAGCAGCUGCCGCAGCGGCAGCAGGGGCAGAGAAUGAGGAAACCAGCUCGGUGGCAGUGCAGGUCAGUCAACCUGUUUCCUGUGCCGCCAGAGAGCGCAGAGAGCUGCUGAGAGCCAGCAACACGAACACAGCAGCGAGCAGCAACAGCAGCGCCAGCAACAUCAGCUACGCGAGCAACAUCAGCGGCGAGCGCUCAGCGAUCAGUCUCUCGGCAACUUUCGGCGGGCCAACACUGUACAGCGCGAGCAGCAGCAACCGGAAUUGCUACAACAGCAGCAGCAGCACUAGCAGCAACUAUCGCCCACUGUACGAUUCGAGCAGCAGCAGCGUGCUGCGGCCCAACAAAUGUUUGGCAGAACUCGAGCGUCUCUAUGCCGAAUUUCGCGCGAGUGAAAGCAGAUUCGAGCGGGGUCUGAGCCAGUGCCAGUUGGACAUUGAAAACGCCAACGCCACCGACACCGUUAGCGAAAUGCGUCUAAAUGUGCCAGCCACUGCGGCAGCGGAGACUGUUGCUAGUUGUAGCAACAGCAGCAGCAGCAACAACAACAGCAGCAGCAGUGUGUUCCUCAAUGUGUCCGGCAGCAGCAGCACCGACAGCGGCGACAAUCAAGUUGUCGAUGAGGCUAGGAGCAUCAGCAACAUUGCUGUGCUGCCAGCAACAGCAACUGCAACAACAACAACAGCCACUUCCAAGUCCUGCCAGCGACAGCCGAGCCUAACGAUCCAAGUGAACAACAACAACAAUAACAACGGCAACACUAACGGUACUAGUAACGGCAAUCGGGUCUCGGUGGCUUCGCCCACUAGCAUUGUGAACAACAACAACGGCGUGUGCGUUGUCAACUGCAGCUACACCCCCAGCAGCAGCAGCAACAACAACAACAGCAGCAGCAGCAGCUGCAUCAGCAACACCACCAACAGCAACAUCAGCAACAAUAACAGCGUGGUUGAAAUCAAUAAGUGUGUGCCAGCAGCCAAAGUGUUUAGUGCAAGUGUUCAAAAUCAAAAUAGGCUCAAUAAUAAUAGCAGCUGCCCAAAAGGGGAUCAGCAACAUGUUGCUGCUGCAUCCACGGCCAGCAAUAAUAAUCAUGUGCAGCCUGAUAACAGUGUGAAUAUAAUCAGUGUGAAUGCCAGCAGCAGCAGCAACAAUAAUAACCACCCACGCACCUUCACCUCAACGGAAUGCCAAACGGAUGAUCUGUUAGCCAGUACAUCAUCCAAUCUGCAACAGCAACAGCAGCAGCAACAGAUCCGGACACGCGAGCAGCGUCGCAAGGAGCGGCGGGAACGCCGGCAGCAGCAACAGCAGCAACAACAGUUUCAGCCACACCAUGCGCGACGCCACCCGCCCCCACCUCCUCCGCCACAACUACACCCACCACCGCAUCUGCACCACCCACAUCCCCACCCACUUCCCCACCCUCAUCCGGCCGCCAUGGGACUGGCACGCGCUCUGUUGCCAGACAUCCUGCACGCCCACUACCCGCCGCCCUAUACCGCUCUGCCCGUGCCCGUGGCCAUGUCCGCCGCUCCGCCUCCGCCGCCCCCGGCGACUGCUGUUGCGGCAUCUGCUGCUGCGGCGGCGGCACAGCAGCCGGCACAUGCAAGUCCGGCUCCUCCGCCAGCGCUGACGUCCGUGAUAUCGACGGUGCCACUGCCGGGUCCGCUGCCAGCGCCCCUCAUGAACGACGGACGCUUCACGCUGCCGCUGCCCAUCAUGCGCAGGUGUAAAAAAAAAGCGAAAGUUUUUCAGCCUCAGCUUUUUGGGGGGAUAAGGAGGAGCAGGAGCACUCUGUGCCGACCGGACCAGGAGUAGAAGGGUCGCCUGGUGGACCGUGUAUAAUCUGGAAAUCAUUAAAUAACCGAGGGAGAAAAACACAGCCAGCCAACUGAACCCAAAAUGAAAAAUGACAACAGCAAAAAUAACAAAUUCAGAGAGCAAUAAAAAGGAAACGUGAUGCCGAACUCACGUAUAAAUCGGUGUAAUCAUUUCUUUGUUGUUUUGUUUUUCUUAGCGUUUAAUUUUAUUUUGAAACUCCGACAGAGCCAAAAACAAGAGCCAAGUUAACACGGAGAGUGGGACAGAGACAAGAAAGGCGGUAAUAAAAUCACUCGAGACAAACGAUGCGGGAUGGGAAGGAGAAAGAGAGAGAGAGAUCGAGGACUGCUGUCUUUUUUUUCGACCACUUUCACUUUCGCAUUCGGUUUUCUUAGUUUCUUAUUUUUAUUUUUGUUGUAUCUGUAUCUACAUCUGAAUCUGAAUCUCUGGCCUGAGGUUAACGCAGGCCAAAUGGCCAACAGCUUAUCAUAAAUUUGGCUUAAAGUUAUCCAGGCACUCACUCACUCAUAAGCGAAAUGAACUCGAACUUGAGGCAUAAAUCAAAAACAAUUUAGUUAACAUCAUUUGGACGCGUGUUUCCUUUAUUAAUUAUGGCGCUGCGGCUAAUUGCAAAUUGAAUGGAUGGACUGAUGGUGAUUUUGCUGAGCUGACACUGAAAUCGGUCCUGUUCACGACAGCGGAGGAGGGGGGGAGGGAAACCAGUUUGCUGGCGAGUGCCAAAUACAGAGUCCAAAUACCCCGAAACUGGCUAAAAUACACAGGCAUUUGCAUUUGCAUUGGCGUUUUGCGGAGAAGUGCAAAAGUAUCUGCCAGAUACGCCAGCUCGAUAUCAACAUCGAUGAUUCAACUUCACCCAUGCAAAUGGAAACGAAACAGAAACAGAAUAAGAAACAAAACAGUGAGCGGGACAGAUGCACCGGGAGCGAAAGAGAUAGCGUCAUCGAGACAAAAACCAGAUUUCAGCCGAAAACAACCAGGUAAAACCAGCCAAGAUCGAGUUGCAACUCCGUGCGGAGAGUCUAAGGAAAGAGACGCGAUGAUCUUGUCUGGGGAUUCUGCAACAUUUCGGGGGAUGACACACUUUUCCGCAGCUGGAAAAUUGAGUGAUUUUUCAUAAAUGUUCGUUCGCAUCUCGGCACCGGGAAAAUCAGAGCCCAAGAGCCAGCACUCGACACUAAAUGCUGCUGCCGCUUGCUGCUGCCGCUGGUGGUGGUGGCUGUUGUCAGUAGAACUGACCAAACAACUUUCCAGUUUUACGGUCUUGCAACUGCCAACUUCUGUCCUGCUCUGCCCUGGACUCCUGCUGUCCUACUCUCUCACUGAUUUGGCGGCGUGUUGGGUUUAUUUAUUUUUAUAAGCGAAUAAACACAGCCAGCAAUCAGAGGAGUUUACUAACACUAACCGACUGCCGGCAUACCCUUUAGAGGAUGUCGUCCCUCCACCACCCAACGAACAAACUUGUCGCCCCCGUUCAAGAAGCUCUUUCCACAAAACGAAUCGAAACGAAACGAAGUCAACCGGGAAGAGAACUUAGCAAAAGUCAAUAAAGCCAAUAAACCAAAAAGUUGCCAUUCUCCAGUCGAAAUGAUAUGGGUAAAGAGAGGGCUUGUUGCACAGCCGAAAUAAUGCAGUAAUAGUACGUUUGGGAAAAUGCUAGUAAUGGAAAAAAACUGUUCUUAAAUUAUUUCAAUAUUACUGCUGUAAUGUACCAAGCUUGAUGUUUUAAAAAACUAGUUUUGAAUCAGUGGGAACAUUUCAUAUAAAAAUACUCAUAUUAUUCUUGCUUGUUAGGCUGACUAGUUUACGAAGUGGUUACCAUUUUCCUGGAUUUUUCUCUCUGUGUUCUGGCCAUACCCAUGCCCAACCGAAUUGCGGUUGUCUGCUUCAGCUCCGUCUGUUUGUGCCUCAGCUUCUGGGUCUGUCUGUGUUUGUAUAGAAAAUGCAUUCGGGCCAAGUUGAAAUGAGCCGGCAAAAUGCAGCAGCAACAUCGGAUGAGGUAGCAGCACCACCAGCAGCAGCCACAUCACAAAAUAGACGGGCCAAGUCGCAAGCAAGUUGCCAACAAAGUAGAUUGAGAGAGAGUUGUCGGACGAUGGCCAAAAGGGCCGAGAAGAGACAGCCCAAUCUUCUGGCUUAUUAAAUUGUCACCCGAGUGCAUUCGAUUCGAUUCGAAGCGAGUCGAUUCGCUUUGAUUUGGGCUGACUGUGGCCCAGAAACCGCAAAAUGCCAAAUCUAAUGGGGUCUCGGCCGUAAUUGUGCCACUGCAAUUAAGUCUUGCUAACUGUGGUCAAAUUGUUUUAAUAACUUUUUAACAGCCAUUAAUGAGCCCGGCCUUGAGCAGUGGGAAACUGUCAGCUCUUUCUCUUUUUUUUCGUAAAUUUUCAGAUGGUCUUGGUUUGCUUUUUUUGACUUGUACGUUCUGGCCAUUACAGUUCAAUGCCUUGGGCAACGCCGAAAACAAAGCCCGGCCAGCUCAUUGUAAAUUCAGAUUCAGAACUUCGCACAAAAGCCCAAACAAAUGGCGGCGUUUGAUGCAAAUUCGUAGUGCCGAGCACAAUACAAUUAUUCCCAUGAUGGGCAUCAUUUUAAAGCAAGCGCAUAAAUAAACUAUAAUCAUUUGAGUUGAAAAACCAGCGCAUCCAGAGUUUAAUACACUAACUGGUAAACACGUGUCUUCUGUGGCUAUUCUAUGUGACGAGGGUUUCUGUGACAGGAUGGAGAAUGUCUCGGGUUGAAGCCCCUCCCAGUGGUUUCCUCUUUCGAUUCCUCACCUGGGGUAUCGCCCGUUCGAGUCGUUCGCUUAGGUUUACUGUAUUCUUUUUUUUGUUUAUUUUUGCGGCUGCUGCGGUUUUAAACAAAAGUCCAUAAUUUAUGUUAUGGCUAAGCUCCUCUCUCUCUCUCUGUUUUUUAUAAUUUUAUUUUGUUUCUGCGGCCAGGCUUUUGUGCAACAAACUGAGUUCGAUGGGAUUGGCAACUGGGCGUGUGUGGCAUUGAUUUGGGGAGGGGUUAUGCUAUAAACCUUAUAAGCGGGGAUUCAGCUAAGUUCAGUUGUGCUGGAAAUGCACUAAAAUUGGCAUUAAAGCUGAUGACUCAGGGAGCAGACCACUUGACCCGCAUUAUGGCCGGAUAUGUGGGCGCAUUUCCCCGACGUUUGUUCAAAUUUGGUUGGAUAAUCGCCGUAUUGGCACAUGCUGCAAUUAAACCUAAGGCUCACACAGCUGCCAGCUCGAUAAUUAGCCCCUCAUUUUGGCUUUUCAACCUUUUGGCUACGGACGGCAUGAGGUAAUAUUUGAUUUGGCGAACCAGUUUUGUUUGGCCGACAGUUUUUCGGGUGAAAGUUAACGAUUUCUCAGCUUGUUUGUUGCGUAGAUCUCUGUGGAUCUCUUGAUCGAUGGUCAGUAGGUGGGCCAUUUGCCUAUCGAGCGGAGAAACUCCCACUCGCCAGCGAUCCAUUUACGAUUCCCUCUGACGCUCGCCCUGUGUUUGGCUUCAAUUACCGUUCACAACAAAUGCCAGUGCUUAAAUAUUUAAAACCAAUAUAUACCAAAUGCGCAAGUGUAAUGAGGACGUACAGGAAGUUGAGUGGGGAAAGCGCAUUUUAAUGGCAGCAUUUUAGCUUAAACAGUGUGGCGCUUACCCAAAAACCAAUUGCCAGGCAGGGAGGAGAUGUCUGAAUCUCCCUUUCCUUUUCCCCGACUGCAGAUACUGAGGUCCUGCCAUUGCCACUCUGCCACACAGCACUGUGUCAACUGUCAACCGCAAAAUGCGCGCGCUAAAAAAAGGACAACCGAAAAAAAACGGGAGCUUCCAGCAGGAUGCCACGAAUUUGGAAAGAGUUCGAGAGUUGAGUCAGAUGGGGUGACCUCUGUAUCUCGCACUGAUUUCAAUUUAAAGUGCAAUGAGUUUUGCAGUUUCGUGGCUGUAGUUUCGGUUGUGUUGUUGCCGUCAAAGUUGUUGCCAAAGCUUAUUUGUUCGUUGUCUGCAAAUCUGCUUGCCACAUACAAAAACACACGGACAGAAACAUUUGCACAGUUUGCUUGUAAUGUAAUGCUCAUUGCUGUUGGUGUUUCUUCUUUAUUUUUUGGGUUUUAUUUUUAUUUGUAGCUUCAUCCCAGCAACAAAAAGGCAACGAAACAAGCGCGUUUCGCAAAUUAAUUAAAACAUUUAACAAAUGCGCGUGUGGCUGCCGGGUAUUCCAGUUCCAGUAUCCUUUUUGUGUGUCCUCCUCAGCACUUGAGCAAAUAAAAUGCAUAAUUUAUGUUA